AUGAUAAAUGGCUUCGCUCUUCGAAGAGCGCCAGUUCAUAAUGCCGCUGCACGAUUGCUGACGCGCAGUGUUGCCUCUCCGCGGCCAUACCAGACACCCUCAAUUCGUCGCCUCCAAACACAGGCAUGGGAGCCUCUUCGCCCGCCGAAUCCUGCAGACCUGCCUAAGCCGAGGAAACGAAAGAUCAAACCGCCUUUCACCCAGCGAAGAUGGGUGCGCCGCCUCGCUAUCCUGUCUGCGCUGCUUGGCGCAGGAUAUGCUUUCGACAAGCUAUUCUACGCCUCUUCGAUCACACGUAGUUUGCGCACAUUCAAGACUGGUCUCACGAUAGGCUUCGACUACAAGAUCAACUUUCGCGCGCAUCCUCCUUUCGCAAACAGUAUAGAAGAGGUGCAUGCCCGCAAUGCGCAGAGAGUCUUCGACCUGCUGAGGUACAAUGGAGGACUAUACUUGAAGAUUGGCCAGGCAAUUGCAAUGCAGAGCGCAAUAUUGCCGCCUGAAUUUGCAAAGAUGUUCCAGAAGAUGUUCGACGACGCGCCGCAGAACGAAUGGGCCGAUGUCGAAAAAGUCGUUCGCGAAGACUUUGGCGGCAAGAGCGUGCAAGAGGUCUUUGGCGUCAGCUUCACCGGAGAGGAGGGUAAGGGUAUAAUGGAGAAGACAGCAAGAGCCAGCGCAAGUGUUGCGCAAGUGCAUUGGGCCCGGCUCGCCGACGGACGCGAAGUUGCAAUCAAGAUCCAGAAGAGGGAGAUUGUGCAGCAGGUUGGCUGGGAUCUUUGGGCCUUCAAGGUCGUGGCGAAGGCAUAUACGUGGUGGUUCGGCAUACCCAUAUAUACCCUCGUCCCAUACAUUACCGAACGUCUCAUGCUCGAAACCGACUUUGAGAAUGAAGCCAACAACGCUGAGGAGAUGCGCAAUCUCGUGCACAAUGAGAAGCGCUUGGCCGGAAGAGUGUAUAUUCCUGCAGUCUACCGAGAGCUCUCGAGUAAACGCGUCAUGACAGCAGAGUGGAUAGAAGGCAUACGGUUGUGGGACAAGGAGGGCAUCACGAAUCGCUGGCAGGGAGGCUGGCGGACAGGCAGUCCAGGCUCAGGAGGCAGGCAGUUACCUCCGAUUGCAAAGGGCAAUAAGAAAGCCGACACCCAUUUCCCACCAGAUGCGCCAGUACACACUGCUUUGAAGCCAGAUCGCUCAGACUGGAAGGGCAAGAACCACAAUGGCGGCUUGGGCGUCUCAUUGAAAACCACAAUGACUACGAUUGUCGACCUCUUCUCCGCACAAAUGUUCCUCUGGGGCAUUGUCCACUGCGAUCCGCAUCCAGGCAAUAUCUUCGUCCGCCGCCUUCCCAACGGCCAGCCCGAAGUCGUCCUCAUUGACCACGGCCUCUACAUCCGCAUGAACCCCGAUUUCCGACACCAAUACUGUUUGUUCUGGAAAUCACUGCUCGCAUUUGACAACGCCACUAUUCAGGAUAUCGCCACAGGCUGGGGCGUGGGUCAUGCAGACAUUUUCGCUUCUGCAACACUCAUGCGCCCUUACCAGGGUGGAGAUAACAGCGUAGCCAACGAGCUCAAGAAAGGCUGGGAGGGUAAAGACCAGGCUGAACGUGCUUUCCAGAUGCAGUCGAGGGGUAGGGAUGCAAUCAAGCUCAUGCUCGCAGACGACAAGAAAUGGCCCCAGGAACUCAUCUUCAUCGGCCGCAACUUGCGCAUCGUCCAAGGCAACAACCAGUUCCUCGGGUCGCCGGUCAACAGGAUCAAAAUCACGGGCUUGUGGGCGUCAAGAGCACUUACAGAAAGUCCGGAUCUUGCGUACAGCGAGAGGUGGAAGAAUUGGGUCAAGCAUCUGAGAUUUAGGUGUGUGUUGGUCCUCACCGACUUUGCGUUUUACUGGAGCCGCAUCAAGCAAUUGACGGGCUUUGGAGGCGGCAUGGAAGAUGACAUCGAGAGCCACAUGAAAGCCAUGGCCAAGGACUUUGGCGUGGAAUUGCAGCAUGGCGUAUUCGAGGGGUAG
Parastagonospora nodorum SN15 is the source of this 2010-nucleotide messenger RNA. RefSeq lists its product as hypothetical. The coding region runs from base 1 to 2010 and encodes 669 amino acids. Lineage: Eukaryota; Fungi; Ascomycota; Dothideomycetes; Pleosporales; Phaeosphaeriaceae. The record is from RefSeq and is a predicted model, not a curated record. The transcript has a single exon.